GAGUUCUGUAACAUUACGAACACGAACCUUCGUAUCAACAACACCUACAUUAUUAGGGUUAUUCUUGCUACCUUUUCUCCAACCUUCCUUUUUGAACUGUAAGUCCUUCCAAGAAUCACGAACAAUAGGAUAUACACCAUUGAAACCUACAAACAUUAUAAAGCAACAUAUUAAAUAUGUACAAAUAUAAUACCACCAUGGUAUAAUAAGGUAAAGUGUAUUUCAUUCACAAAAACCAACAUGGUAUACUGUUUUACACCAAUCACAACAACAAAUUAUUUAUGGAAAACAUAACUAUACUAUUAUGACAAAAUACCAGUAAUUACCACCAUGGUAAGAUAUGGUAAAAUGAAUUUCACACCACAACAAAAUCACAUCUCAGCAUAUACCAGUAAUUACCACCAUGUUAAGAUAUGACAAAAUUAAUUCCACACCACAACAGUAUGACAUCUCAACGUAUACUAAUAAUUACAGCCAUGUUACAAUAAUUACCACCAUGGUAUGAUAUGAUAAAAUGAAUUCCACGCCACAACAGAAUCACAUCUCAGCAUAUACCAAUGAUGACAACCAUGGUACAAGUAAUUAACAUCAUGGUAUGAUAUGGUAAAAAUUAAUUACACAGCACAAUAGUAUCACAACACAACACUAUGGUAUCACCUCUCAGCGUAUACCAGUAAUUACCACCAUGGUACCAUAUGGUAUCUAACACCAUUCAAACUUAAAUUAACAAACAAAUUUGUAUAUCUUACCUCCUUAUACAUCAAAGUUAGAUGAAUGACCAAAUCCAACAUCGUUAGAUGAAGAACUAGUUCCAACAACGCUAGAUGAAGAACUAGAUCCUACAGCGCUAGAUAAAGAAACAAAUCUAUCGAAUGGAACAACCUCGCCACAAUUUUUGUAACUCAUUUCACCAGAAUCCUGCAAGAACACCAAAACACAAAGAACAUGAACAUAAACCAAAUAGUAAAAAUCAUGAACAAGCUCGAUUAGCUAAAUAGAAACACAAAGUAACUCACACAGAAGAAGAAUCUAGAAAAACUACAAAUAAACAAAAUCUCAAUGUAACUAGCAAUUAUCGCAACGAAAACCUACAACGAAACCAAAGAUCGACAGAAUGCUCAACGAAACUAAAGAUCGACAGAAGGCUCAACGAAUCACUCAGGUUAAAAGUUAACGACAGAAUAGGAAGAAUCAGAAAAACUAAUAUCUAACCAGAGAUAAACUCGUCGUCGAUUCAGGUAAUCCACCUAAGUUCUCGCCAUCGAACAAUUAUGGAGAGAAAAAUUCUCCAUAGCUCGGUCCCCAGUUUCUAAGCUGCUGCUCGCACUUUCUCUCUCAAAAAACACAAUCCCAGCUCGCGCAAAAGACUCGCAAUGAAUAAAGAGGGAAAAUAAUUAAUUCAAAUAAAUGGACAAAAAUGUCCCUGACCAUCCUGCAUCAAUCGCAACCACACGAUGAGUCCGCCCCAUAUCAACGGCUACUAAUUGGUUACUAACGGGUGAGUAACAAACGGUUACUCACCCUAUCCUAAGCCCAAACAGAGAGUGACUAAAUAUGACAUGUUUCAGUAAUUUGAGUGACAAAAAUGAUAUUAAUUUUUUAUAGUAAUUAAACAUGAAAUGAUUUAAUAAUAUCUUUUUCUGAUCCAAGAAACAGCUCUCAGAGAUCUUUUUUCCUUUUGGAAGAUAGAGGAGCGAAACAAUCAACCUAUUGAUAUUGGAACACCCAAAGGAUUCUUCCAAUGUAUCAUUUCUGGGUCCAAUGGAAUUCAUAGGUAUAGGAAGAAGCCCUGUCAAAUAGAGAUUUUUUCUUGACCAAAUGUGAUAUUUUGAAAAAGUUUGCUUUCCAUUUUUGGUCUACCGGCGGAUUUACUGCUUAAGCUCUCUCUCGUAAAGCCGUCCCUGAGAUCUACUUGUACGCCACUAUCUAUAAUAGAUUAGAGUUUAGUGAGAUCAUUGGAAGUUGAAAUCCGAGGAGAGAGGGUAGAGAGAGGGAGUGAGCGAGAGAAGAGGGGGAUGUAGUCGAGCUUGCAGAGAUUAAGGUAAAACGAAAAGGCCCAUCACCUUCUAAUUUCUCAAACGCUACUCGUUCAAGUUUGUCUACCAUUUCUCCUCCACUGUUAUGAUACAGAUUGUUUUUUCAUUUUGCUCUAGUUUUCACUGGUGGGUCAUUGGUUUUAUUCGAGAAAGUUUGGCAAUUUGACCUUUGGGAACUACCACAAAAUCACAAAUGGAAAGGCUCUUCUCUUUCUACUUUCUUUCUUGUGAUGGAUUGCUUCUGAUGAAUGAAAAAUCCCAGCUAUGGCUCUCUUGUCUGAUUCCUCGUGGUUUAUGGGUAGGGUUUAUGCCUCUGGCAGUUAUUUUCUUUUGGUCAAUUUUGUGUCGCCUCAAUCUGCUUUGUUGGUUCUUAAAGGUGAGAUCUGAGAUGGUUUUAACAUUCUGGCUGCUGUGUUUUGUUGGUAAUAGGGCUUCUUUCUUUUGGGUAGCUGUUGGAUUUUACGGCUGUUGGGUUUGGGAAUGGUUUUUUUUUUUUCAAUCUUUUCGUGAUUUAUUGAAGUUUAUGAAAGUCACCUUUCAAAAGGAGCUGAUUGUUUUGCGAGUGUUGGAGGGAUUUUCUUUUGAGUAAUUUGGUUUUUUGUAAAUCCAUGUGAACAGAACUUGUCGGUAGAAUGCCGUGAUCUUGUGUUUGUAUAUGGUGGUCUUUCAACUAGUUCUUCUUUGCUCCGGUGACUCUUGCAUUGUCCAUUUGCUGUGACUAGUUUGAAUUCAAAUCUCAAUUCUACUGUCUGCCAUCGCUGAUUCCCUAAUCAGAUCGGCUACUGGCUGUCUUUGAGGUCUGCAAUAUUAUGAUUCACUUCCUUUAAUAUUUGGUGCUUUGAUUUUCUGGAAACGCCUUCUUUGCCCGUUAUGUGUCCAUUACUUAUUUCUUUCUUCCUUUCUUCAUUUCUUCUCAGCGCAUGAGGAAUAGAUGUUAAAGGGUCUGUAAGCUUCCUCCUUGUCAGUGCCAGAAUCUCUCUCAAGUUGGAUUGAAACUUUUUGUCAUGAUCAGGAGAUGAACAGAAUAUUUCAUUCGACAUCUUGCUUGACAUGUGGCAGUAUUCAAGUUAAUCUGAUUAAAACCUUUCGGCUUGUGUCGGACGAUCACAGCUAGUGAAAAGAGUUGCUUGAUGACACCAUGCUGCAAAUUUCAUAUGAGGCAAUCUCAUCAUGGUUAUUUUUGGCCUAGUUCAGCUGCAAAAGUGCUAUUGCCUCCUGUAUAUUUGUGUAUAUCAAGUAUUUGAAGGCAGUGAAGUAGCGCUUGGGGUGCACCCGUAUAAUUUGAGUUCACCUGGUUAAGUCUAGAAGAUUGCUUUUUGAAUGAUUAGAUCGCAAGGUGGAGCUUUUACUUUGAUUUGCUAAGUGUGAUACCACAGCUGUGAGCUGCAUUAGUUGCAGAGCUCUUUGUUAUAAUGGAAACACAGUCAGGGAAUGCUAUCCACCUACCGGCUGUUCUUCGGCGGUUACUUCCUGCUGUUGGACCUGUCCUUUUGAUUUCAGUAGCAUAUGUUGACCCUGGGAAGUGGGCAGCCACUGUGGAAGGUGGUGCCCGUUUUGGAGUUGAUCUAGUCCUGCCAAUGCUCAUCUUUAAUUUAGCUGCAAUAUUGUGCCAGUAUCUAUCAGCUAAAGUGGGAAUCAUUACUGCUAGAGAUCUUGCCCAGAUUUGCAGUGAGGAGUAUGACAAAUUCACUUGCAUGUUACUAGGAGUUCAAACAGCAAUUUCAGUGGCGGUGUUGGACCUCAGCAUGAUACUUGGCAUCGCACAUGGGCUUAAUCUUCUUCUUGGGGUGGACUUGCCCACUUGUAUCAUUUUAACUGCUGUUGAUGCUGUGUUGUUUCCGUUUUUUGCCGCCUUUCUGGAGAAAUAUAAGGGAUAUUUCCCAUCCAUAUGUGUGGCAGGCUUUGUGUUGAUCUUCUAUUGUCUCGGGGUGCUCAUUAGUCAAUCGGAGGUUCCUCUCUCAAUGAAUGCGAUGCCGAUGAAGUUAAGGGAGGAAAGUGCAUUUGCUCUGAUGAGUCUUCUUGGAGCAAGCAUUAUGCCUCACAACUUCUAUAUGCAUUCUUCUAUUAUUCUGCAUCAUCAGAGAUUGCCAAAUGUUUCCAAAAGUGCCUCAUGCUAUGAUAAUUUUUGUGCAAUCUUAUGCAUCUUCAGUGGCAUUUAUCUGGUGAACUAUGUGCUUAUGAACUCAGCUGCGAACGUGUUCCACGAAACAGGCCUUGUUUUGGUUACUUUUCCGGAUGCAAUGUCACUCAUGGAACAGGUAUUUCGUAGUCCAGUGGCACCUCUGUUCUUUGUGUUGAUUUUGUACCUUUCAAAUCAAAUCUCUGCAUUAACUUGGAACAUCGGUGGGCAAGUAGUUCUGAACGAUUUCCUCAGCCUCGAUAUACCUAACUGGUUGCAGCGAGCUACUACCAGAAUUGUUGCCAUUGUCCCAGCCCUUUACUGUGUGUGGACUUCUGGAGUUGAGGGGGCAUACCAAUUGCUCAUAUUUUCUCAGGUUAUAGUAGCCUUGCUGCUACCAGCUUCCGUUAUUCCACUAUUCCGAAUUGCAUCAUCAACUGCAAUAAUGGGGGCACACAAGAUCUCUCAAUUUCUCGAGCUCUUGUCAGUUGUUGCAUUCAUGGGAAUGCUAGGAUUGAAGAUAAUUUUUGUGGUGGAAAUAAUUUUCGGGGAUAGUGACUGGAUUGGCAACUUGAGAUGGAACAUGGGUAGCAGUUCUUCUCUCCCCUAUGUUGUUCUUCUCGCAACUGCUUUUUCAUCAUUCUGUUUGAUGCUUUGGCUAGCAGCAACACCUUUGAAAUCUGCAACAACCCAGUUAGAGGCGGCUCAAGCAUUGAACUGGAAUGCAAAGCAGACUGUGCAGGAACCAUCCAUCCGUAUGAGAGAUGAAAAGUAUCUGGAUGGUAUUAGGUAUGGAGAAGGCCGAUUUCAUAAGCAGGAAGCCGCUGCACCAACCCCAGUGAAGUCGUUAGUGGGCUACUCAGAUAGAACUGUCUUACAUCCUGAUUCCCAUUUUCCUGAAACUAUUCUGGAGUCUCAUGAGGACUUUCAUUUGACACCUAUUGAAGAGAAUCAGCCGGAUAUGAAGUUUCCUAGUCCUCUCAAACUGAAUCAGGGAUCAGUACCUUCAACAGAACCAACAUCAGUAUCCAAGGCAGCGGGGAAUGUAGUUGUUUCUGCUGAUCUUGAUUAUUUACCGGACUCGAAGAUGAUAGUUUUUGAAUCACUUGAACCUGUUGAGAAGACUGUGAGUGUUGAAGAUGAUUUCCUGGUAGAAAAAGAGGAUGAUGAGGGGGGUGCCUGGGGGGAGCCUGAAGAGUCAUCAUCCAUAGGUGUUUCUGGGAGUUUCUCAUCUUUGACCUCUGAUGGUCCAGCAUCUUUCAGAAGUCUCAGUGGAAAAUCCGAUGACGGUGGGAAUGGUGCUGGAAGUCUUUCGAGGCUGGCAGGGUUAGGAAGGGCUGCUAGGCGUCAAUUAGCUACAGUUCUUGAUGAAUUCUGGGGGCAGUUGUAUGAUUUCCAUGGUCAAGCAACUAACGAUGCCAAGAAUAGAAGGAUCCAUCUGCUACUUGCUGCUGAUUCUUCAAAGCUUUCAUCAUUUUCCUUCUUGAAAGUUGACCCUCCCCUUGGAAAAGAAUACAGUACUGGGUAUAAUUCAUCAGCAAUGGCCAGUGGUAGAGCAUCAUCAGAUUCUUUCAUGAAUUCAAGUUUCUGUGAUUCUCACAGGCAGCAGCAGCUGAUGAUGCAACAGAGCACUCUUGAAUCUUCUUCAUACCGUGGUGGGGCUUCAAGAAUAUCUUCAUCAUUAUGGCCCAACCGCACGCAGCUGCUGGAUUCAUAUGUACCAACAACACCCACCUCGAGUGUUGUGGAUCCUUCUGAAAGACGAUAUUCUAGCAUGCGGUCCCUACCACCAUCUUCUGAUGGUUGGGACAACCAGCCAGCUACAAUACAUGGUUAUCAGAUUGCUUCGAUUGCAAACCGUAUUGCCAAGGAGAGGAGUGCUAAUGGUUUGAAUGGUCGGACGGAAGCACUGUCCCAAAUUUCCUCUAUGAGCGGCAUCCGGAACUACAGGGACCCACAUGCAGCUGUUGCCUUAGGUCAGAGAUUACAGAAUGGAUUAAGCUCUCCACAACAGGCAACAAGAGGAUAUCAGAACCUUGCCCCAUCCAGAAACAACUCGUUACAGUCUGAAAGACAAUACUAUGAUGUUGUUGGUUCUCCCGUUUCUGUUGUUGAUAAAGCAGGACCAACGGCCACCAGUACAAAGAAGUAUCACAGUUUGCCUGACAUUUCAGGAAUUGUUGCUCCUUACAGGGAGCUAUAUCUAGCUGCGAAAGGUAAUACCCAGCAGGACAAGACUUCUGUCGGUGAUUUUGGCUCCUCCUUAGGUGGGAGAACAAGUUACAACCCCUCUUUUUAUGGAGAUGCUUUCUCCUUUCCUUCUACUUCCCCAGCUACAGGAGGAUCUCUUUGGUCAAAACAGCCAUUUGAGCAGUUUGGUGUUGGGGAUAAAAGCCGUGCAGUAGCUGGGAGUAGUGCAUUAGGAGGAGGAACCAGCAGGCCGAACUCAAAUACCCAUCUGGAAGCUAGUAGUUCCAUAGUGGAUGCAGAAGCUCAACUUCUUCGGUCCUUCAGAUGCUGCAUUGUAAAGCUGCUGCAAUUGGAAGGCUCUGAUUGGUUGUUUAGGCAAAAUGAUGGCGCCGACGAGGACUUGAUUGACCGUGUGGCAGCACGGGAGAGGUGUAUAUAUGAAGCUGAAGCGAGAGAGAUGGAGCAGCAUGGGGGGGUCCACCACUUGGGCAUUGAGUCUCAAUGCAGUAGUGAUAAGAAUCAGCAAGGUGGUCGUUCUGGGCAGAAGAAUGAAGAUACCAAUAGCAUUGCCAAUAUCUUGGUUUCCUCGGUUCCUCACUGUGGAGAAGGCUGCGUUUGGAAGGUUGACCUGAUCGUGAGCUUUGGAGUUUGGUGCAUUCACCGGGUUCUUGAUCUAUCACUCAUGGAAAGCCGGCCUGAGCUUUGGGGGAAAUACACCUAUGUGCUCAAUCGCCUUCAGGGGGUUGUGGAGCCUGCAUUUAUGAGGCAACGAACUCAGAUGCAGCCAUGCUUCUGCCUGCAACUCUCAGCAGCACACCAGCAGAGAAUUUCGUCGGCUCAACCAGCAGCGUCAAAUGGGAUGCUGCCUCCUCCGGCAAAACAAGGUAGAGGUGGGAAAUGCACAACGGCAGCGAUGGUGCUGGACUUGAUCAAAGACGUGGAGAUUGCCAUUUCAUGCAGGAAAGGUCGAUCAGGGACAGCUGCUGGGGAUGUAGCUUUCCCAAAGGGUAAAGAGAACCUGGCUUCCGUGCUGAAACGCUACAAGAGGCGGCUGUCCAGCAAGCCCGCUGGGAAGUGAAAGAGCAAGUUGGAUUGGUGUUGCAAUAUGUUAAAAUUUGGUGCUGGGGUUAGUUAACUGAAGAGAUGCUGAUUAAGAGAAGAAUGUGAAUGGAGGGAGCAUUUUCUUUUGCUCUGAUCUCACUUGUAACGAAGGGGGGAAAAGAUGAUGUAAAAAGAGGAUGGAAAGAACCGACGGGUGCUGCCUUUUGUUGCUUGUCUUGCCCUCUGUAUGUUGCAUGCAUAUACAUAGGAUCUUUACCAAUAGAAGAGCGCUCAACUCCACUUUUACUUAUACUUGGGUAGGGGUAAUGAAUGUAUAAUUUGCAGGCAGCGGCGGGAAAACGAGGAGGUUAUGGAAAGAUGUGGGUUAACUCAGUUCCAACUACAAUAUUCUGAUCGGGUGUAGCAUAGGGCAAGCAAGUAGUAAUAAAUCAUCGUACAAUGGGGAUUUAGGCUUACUCUACUUUGUUUUUAGGUUCGUUAUUUAUCCAACCUAGGAUAGUGAUUAAUAAAACUAAACCAAUCAACCUAAACUAACCAUUGAUCUAGCUAUUUACAAGGUUUGGAGCUCUUUUGGAUCGAUGUUGGGUAUCCUUGUCGCUCGAUCAACUCAAUACUCUUACCGUUAGGAGAUGGACUCCCUCGGGAAUGACCCGGAAUGGCGAAUUGAUAAAUGAGGUGUGCUCUAUUCAACUUAGGGCAACCCUAUAUCGUAGGAGAUUGAUGGAAUCGACUCCCUUCAGGAUCACCUUGACGAUAUACGAUGAGGAGUGACCCAAAGACGCCAAUAAUGGGCUCUAAGGGGAUUUUUCUCCCUCCUAGGUCAAAAGCUCAUACAUGAAAAUGGAAACCAAACUCAUGCAAUUCAUGAAAACAUCCAUCAAUUGAAUAAAAUCAUCAAUCAAACAUGGAAUUUGUCACAUACAUCAACAAUGAAACAAAAUCUAGACCUAGUGUUCUUAAAACCAAGAGAAGAGGGUGAGUUUCUAGAGAGAGAAGAAAGAGAUUACAGACAAAGCACAAGAUCUUCUUCUUCUUCUUCUUGGCUUGAUUCUUUGCUUCCAAGCUUGAUCAAUGCCUUCAAUUAAAUUCCAAGAUCACUCAAGAACUCACUCCCUCUCUCUAGAACUCCCCUUUGGUGUUUUGGGUCGAAACCCUAGAGAAAGAAACUAAUUCCUCUCAAAAGACUAGGUCCCCUUUCUCUCUCCCCGCAACUGUCUUUUAUACAACCCGAAAGUGCCAACAUCACGGUUACUGUUCACGGCCGUGAACUCGAAGGCUUGACCUUGAUCUCAGACAAAAAACGCAGCAUUUUGGGCCACUUUCCGGUCUUAGGGGUGGGAAACGGGACGAGAUUGGGUCCCGUCCCGUUUGAAACGAGUACCCAGUCCCAUUUGGAGAGAAAAUUUCAUCCCAUGUCCCAAAAACCGUACGGGUUAACGGUUACCCAUUACCCGUACGAGACGGAUAACGGGUACUGUCACGGCCUUACUCUUGGUCGUGCGGCCUUAGCUCUCAAUUCCGUUAGAGAACUAAGUAGCCUUCUCUCAAACUCACAAGCAAGCAAAGAAGCAAGAACAAGACAAAGAAGAUGAGAGAACUCUCUAGUGUGUAUUACUCUAGAAAAUGAUGGAAUGAGUUACAAGUGAGGGAGAUAGCUCUUUAUAUAGGCCUCUCCUCAUAGAAGGCAUCAAUGCCCCUCAUAAUGUCCCCCUACAUCAAUACACCAAUUAAGUCCCC
Molecule: messenger RNA, 9144 nt
Organism: Linum trigynum
Lineage: Eukaryota; Viridiplantae; Streptophyta; Magnoliopsida; Malpighiales; Linaceae
Source: the annotation of a GenBank genome assembly